GAAAUCUCAUUGGAUUGGCGGAGCCUUGGUGUCAUUUGACGCCCUAUUAGCUACAUUUAUUUUCAGUUGCAUCGGGUUGGUGGUUGCAAGUCUUCUGCUUAUAUCCCGGCGGCUUGCAUCGUAGGGUUUGAGGGGCGGUUGCUGGAGAGCGGAGCCGGAGGUGGCGGAUGAGCAGUUGCUGAAUCAGGAGGCCUUGUUCCAGAAUGAUGGAAUCAGUAUCGAACGUCACGAUACACCCGUGUGAUGACUCCAAAUACAUCAAACCAGUCAGGCUACGCUACCAACAGAAUGGUGUGCCAAAAGUAUGGGAUGCUAUGAAAGUUCAUGACAGUGUUUGCGUGCUCAUCUACAACAAGACCCGACAAGUGUUAGUACUCGUUAAGCAAUUCAGGCCAGCUGUAUAUCUGAGUAUGUCAAUGGAAAAAGAAGAGGAUGGAGUCAAAACGAUCGACACGGAUGAGUUUCCAGGGUCACUGGGUGUGUCAUUUGAGUUGUGCGCUGGUCUGAUCGACAAAGAUGAAAGCCCACAGGUAACUGCCAAAAAGGAAGUGCUGGAGGAGUGUGGGUAUGAUGUGCCGCUGGAAAACUUUGAGCGGGUGACGUCCUAUAGGUCUGGAGUGGGUAUAUCUGGAUCAAAACAGACCCUGUUUUAUGCUGAGGUCACUGAUGACAUGAAGGUUGGGCCGGGUGGACUUGCACAUGAAGGGGAACUGAUUGAGGUGGUUGAACUUCCACUAGCACAAGGUCGAACUUUAAUGAUGGAUGAAAGUAAAACCAAACCUGUGGGACUCAUGUUUGCCUUAAUGUGGUUUUUUGACAAGUAAUGUGUGCUAUGUUAUCGCUUUCAUCAAUUUAAGACAUGUUUUCUUUGGCACUUUCAAAACUUUUUGUCUGGUAUAUAUGUGAUGGGCAUCAUUUUUCAGAUCAAGUGGACCAUUCACAAUUUUAAAGGACACCUCCAGAAGUAUUUUACAUUUCAUUAUAUUGUGUCAUUUCUCUUUUCCUACAGUUCUGGGUUUGUCACUUUAAUAUAUGUAUUUUAUAUUAGGCAGAUUUCAUUCUUUAAGCUUCCAACUUUUCUGAUGGUGCAUCCAUUCACAUGGUGUGAUUUGUAGUUCCACUUUGUAGGCUGUCUCAGCAGACAUAAAAUUUUAAUCACAUGUUGCGAUUUACAUGGAACAGUGCAUGUUCGUUUUGGUGUGUGACUGGUUUGGUACAACAGCAUGUUUCUACAUAUUUUAUGUCUGAAUGCAGUUUUAAUGGCAUGUUUUAGUGUUGACAUUUUGUAUGAAGGGUGAAAAUUGCUCUGGGUUUUUUCAUUUUUCACCAUUGAAAUCUAUGGUGACUGCUAUCUGGCUGUUAUCACUAAUUUAUGGAAGAAUACUAAUCAGCUGUAGAUAUCAAAAGCGCCACCAACCGCCUUGUACUUUUAAUAUGAAUCCUGUCCAAAUGUUGAAAAAUCUUCUUUUUCAAUAAAAGAAUUCUUACAGACAUUAGGAAAGUGAAAAGGUGUUUAGUAUGUGUGAACAUCAGUCAAGUAAGUCAAUAAAGAAUACUGUUUGUGUGAAAUUAAGGGGACUGACAUCUGUGUAGGAGACAUGUCAAUGUGUGAACAAGGUCAUGCUUCCUUAAAAGACAUUUACAAGCAAGAUGUGAUAAACACUUGGAAGAUAUUUAUUAUGGGUUAUAACAGAUCUCUAGAUUAAUAACAUGGAUAAGAUUUAAGAUAAGGGCACAAUAUUACUCACAAAAGACCAUCUGAUUUGCAUUAAUAAUGCUUGAAUGAUUCUUUUUUUUUUUCAAAUAAGUAUUUUCUUAGAAUCUCAUCAAGGUAGAAAUGUUGAAUGGUUCCAACUUUCUAGUCUUUAAUAACUUCAUGGUUUGACACUAGUUGAAAACGAGUGCCUAGGUGAACAUGUGUAUCAGAUUAUUGACUUUUUCUGAUCAUGCAUCUGUUUUGUUACUCCAAUUUAGGUGUUUGUUUCUAUAACUGUUAUAGAUACUAGAGACUCCUCUACAGAAUACAUCCUCAUCUUUCCACUUACAUAUUUUUACAGUUUUCUAAACAUUCCUAGGAUUUGUUGUGUAUGGUUUUCAAAUUCUAGGUGGAUGAGUUUGUGAUAAAUCUGUAAUAAAGUUUGUUGCUUUGUUGAGAUGUGUGUUUUGAAGUCUAUUUAAUGUCAAACUCUUUUAUGUAAAUGAGUCAAUGUACCAGAAUAGAAGGGAAGAUGCAAUGAUUUGGUAAAGGAUGGCACAUAUAGGCCUAUGCUAUGAUUGUGUAUCCGUCACUCAGGGUCAGUUUUCUAUUGCAAUACCUGUAUACAUGUACUACCUAAGUGGAAGCAAGAUUAGAAAGAACAACAGACUUGAAAGCUUUGAUCUGGAUGGGAUCACCACUGUGUCAUACUUCCAUCAUCUAGUGUUUAGAAUGAAACAUUGUUGAAGGGAUUAAGAGACAAUGUAACCUAGCCCUUGACAAAUGAGGUCAUCAUUUCGGGGAUUAGGAGACGAUGUAAC
Molecule: messenger RNA, 2517 nt
Organism: Liolophura sinensis
Lineage: Eukaryota; Metazoa; Mollusca; Polyplacophora; Chitonida; Chitonidae
Product: uridine diphosphate glucose pyrophosphatase NUDT14-like
Biological process (GO): ribose phosphate metabolic process; nucleoside phosphate metabolic process
Molecular function (GO): UDP-sugar diphosphatase activity; metal ion binding
Source: RefSeq, a predicted model, not a curated record